ACGUCUGUUUGCUCACAGGGAACACAUGGUAGCUCCCAGUUCAAAAUGUUGGCGGACGAUAAUCCAGCAACGAAUUUAAGUGCAGAUGAUGCUGCAGCGUCUAUUUUCCAGAGACAAUCGCCGUUAAAGACGAAAGUGACAGCCGUCCAAGUUGGUGACCAAGUUACCGAUAUUGCGAUAUCAGACUUCAGUGAUAAAUUAUUUGUAGUCGUUUCUCAAUAUCAAAAGCUAGGAACACUGGUACUGAUAACAAAAGAUGUUGCCUUAAAUGGGGACGCUCAGGAGCCCGUGUACGACACCAAGACUCUCUUCGGAAAAGACGAGCCUGAAAUUCAUGCAGUGGCUAGACUAUUUGCCGACGCCUUACGGUGCGACAAGACCAUCCUGCUUGGCAUUGCCCUCAAGGACUUCUCCACAAACACAGUGCGGACAUUAGCUUCCUUCCUUUCAGAUGCCGUGCUGGGACUCUCGUAGUACUUAUUCAAAAGCGUAGCGAAGGUAUUUGAAUUGUACUUUUUACAGCGUCCAACUUCGUCAACAAGCUGUGUAUUCUACGUGCUCUAUAUUUCUUCAGCAUCUGCAUACCUUUGUGCCUUACAGGAACAGCUUACCAUGUCUAGAUUACCAUGCAGCUUGAAGGUUCCGUGACAUUUCGUUGAACGCCGUUUCAUCGAAAAUUGACAUUUCAUCGAAUCGGUGGUUGCCGCUCUUUCUUUGGGCAACGUGUGAAAUACAUAAAAGGCUGUCCUAAUCUGACCUUGAUCAGGCAUCGAUGAAACGGCGUUCAAUGAAAUAGGCAGACACUCUGCUUGAACGGUCUCCAUUUAGUUGGAUCAUACAUCUCCAUUAAAAUCAAAAUAUGAGACAUUCAGCACCACGGCUUGUUUGACUACAUGGUGUGUUUCAAAAUGACUAUGCCUAAAAGUAUGUAUUGGAAGUAUUGAUUGGGAGCUGCAGACGCAACUAACAAAAAUACACCGAGGCUCAGUGAUGUUGUGUUUUCGAGGUUUAAUGUAACUGACAAGAUUCAUCAUGCAACAUCAGAACACAUGCAGUUGCUUUCGUUCACAAGUAUGCAGUCGGCAAUCCGGUUAUAGUUUAUGUUGCAUCACACUUGAAUUCCCGCUUUCAGCUCUCAUAAAACGAAUCAAUUUUUGUGCAGCUUGGUUGGGUUGUUUGCCUGCUCAUAAUGUACACACUGCUAAACUGUCUGAAUCUGAGAACUGGUCUUAUAACAAUGAAAUGGUAUUGACUUAUCAACAGGAUCCGAGGAGCACAUAAGUAUUUGCCUGUACAUGUUAUAAAAUAUGGAAGCAUCAAACUCGCAUUUUACAUCACCAUUUGAAAAUGUGAAGAAAGAAGAAAGGUACCAACGUGAAAUACUCUGUUGAAAUACUGAGGAAACCACAGGACUGUUGCACGCUCAAUACGGGAGGUGAAAUGCAGCGUCUUUGUGGAAAUGGUAAACGUUUUGUUGUGUAUAUAAGGUGGCAUAAUAAGAUAGAGAACAUAACAGACCAACAAUACAUGCUGGAACAAAAAGUCUGGUCCUCCUUGACAUAUUACAGAUGCACACUAAUAAAAUGCUAAAAGGGGCACUAAAAUGCAAAAACAAGUUCACCUCAAAUUACGUUACGCGUGUGUGCUUCUCCUGCUGUCUCACUGGACGCUGCCAAUCUUUGCUUCCUGGGGAUCCCAGUCGUUGCCGCCAAAGACGUCUCUGUUUUCAUUGCGUUUUUUCUUCUAAACGAUAGCACUGUGUAAACUAAUUUUGCUUGCAUUAUACUAACUGAAACUGAAACUUUCAUUUGAGAGCAAGUUGUUUUUGCAUUUUAGUGCUCCUCUAAAACAAACAGCAAGUUGGAGCUGUCUUAUGUGGUGUUCUGAAAGUUCUCAACAUUAACUGCUUGCAUGCACUUGCGAGCCAAUGUUGCUACGAGACCAAUAAAUGUCAACCUAGUUAUACACCUGUAAAAUAUGUUGCAUUAUGCCACAAAUCUCCGAUUCUUCAUGUUGAUUUACAGCAUAUUUAGAGAAAAGCACAGUACGUUCUAGAACUUGACACAGAAAUAAAGAUGCAAAAAUGAAUGCCACAAAGAAACUAGCAGGCCGACAAUCACUGAAUACAACCUCCUCCUCGGACGGUUCUGUUGGUAUUUGAGAAACUAAUUGCCUACCUCAGUUGCCAAAGGCAACGCUAUCGGUAAACAUAUUGCUAUUCAGUGAAUAUCUGUACAUGAAGCCAUACUAUAGUUGGGAGCAUAUGCUAACAUACUUAUACUAUGAAAUAUAAUAAAGUUGUUUUACAAAAAUGCA
Ornithodoros turicata is the source of this 2316-nucleotide messenger RNA. Its product is annotated as proteasome assembly chaperone 3-like. The transcript has 4 exons. Bases 46 to 474 code for a protein of 142 amino acids. Gene Ontology annotation, biological process: proteasome assembly. Lineage: Eukaryota; Metazoa; Arthropoda; Arachnida; Ixodida; Argasidae. The record is from RefSeq and is a predicted model, not a curated record.